Gaeumannomyces tritici R3-111a-1 is the source of this 2476-nucleotide messenger RNA. RefSeq lists its product as hypothetical. The record is from RefSeq and is a predicted model, not a curated record. The transcript is spliced from 2 exons. NCBI's taxonomy places the organism in Eukaryota, Fungi, Ascomycota, Sordariomycetes, Magnaporthales, Magnaporthaceae. The coding region runs from base 590 to 2053 and encodes 487 amino acids.
CGACAGCCUUGGGGACUCGCAGCCUGGUGCUGAUCGACACUGUUCCGUCAGGCGAUUUGAUUCCUAUUCAUUUGCACCGACAUCCUGCGCGGCAGCACCACCACCAGCGCCACCACCAGCACCACCACCAGCAACAGUCCUCGCUGGAUUCUAUUAGGCCCGUUCAUGCGGCCCCGCCCUCGUCCCUGUUCUGAUUCACUUCCCUGCCCCUAUCUGCAGCCACACCUCCCGGGCCGCCCAGGCCACCCCCACACCCCUGCGCAACACCCCCUGUAUCCCUGCACCCCCUUGGUCCUGGCAGCCUCUCUCUUUUAAGUCCCGGGCGUGUCCAUUGAACCAAAUCUUCCCCGAUUUGUCGUCACAAGCUGCCAGCACCAACGCACCUAAAAGUUGGUCCAGCCCGCCGUCGACCGUCCCCGCCGGUCUCUGCAGCUGUCCGCACCUAAAGUCGACCAGAGCCACUACUGCACCUGCGAUUCGAGUGCUGCCGCCCAGCCUAAUCAGCCCAACCCACUACGCUCAUUCUCACUGGUCCAGCUCGCAUACGCAUAUUCUACACAGCAGUCGCGCCCAACUGUCGUCGUUCGCUAUGGCUGGCUUGAUCCCUCUGCGGCUGCAGCCCGCCCCGUCGCCGACUGGCCGCAGGUCGAGCGCCAUGUUCCCGUCUCCCACGAGCCCGAGGACGCAACAACACGCACAGCCGCCACAACAGCCCCAACAGCCCCAACAUAAGGAGCUCCCACCCCGCCCGACAUCGCCGCCGCCGCCGCCACCACCUUGUCGCCCGUCCCACGGCCGGCGCUCCAGCAUGAGCUCCUUCUCGCCCGCGCCCGUGCCAAGUGCCAUCUUGCUGAGCCCGUCCCCGAAGACGUCGCGCGCCAUGAAGCACGUUUCCCAGCCGAAUCUGUCUUGUCUGCCGGUCCUUCCCUACACCCCGAUUGAGUGGAAGAGGACCAUGGCAGAGAUCAAGCGUCACCAUGGUGGAAAGAGAUUCAGGGCCUGCUCGUCUCGAUGCGUCGAGAUCCUGGACAACCUCAAGGAUUCGUCCACUGUCGAGCCAGCCCAUCUUAUCUACCUCCACUUCUACGCCGCCAACUCGCUGGAGAUGCGCGCUCGCCCCUUUCCCAUGGGCACCCUGGCCAGGGGGCAGCUUCUCACACAGGCCAGGAAACACUACGACGAGGCUGCCGCCCUCAUCAUGGCGGCUGAGGUUUCUGUCACGUCCAGGACGCGCUCGGGCUCCGCCUGUGCUUCGGGGCUCUUCACCAUGAACGCCAGCUGCCUCCGCUCCCCCAGCCUCCAUUCGCCGUCCGGCUCCGUCAGCUCCGGCACUUGGUCGACCCCGACUACCAACUCGUCACCUACCAACUCGGUCUGCUCCUUCGACGACAUGCUCAGCAAGUCGUCUUCGCUUGCUCCUUCUCCGCGUUGCUCGGCAAUGGCUUCGACACCCCGCAGCGCAAAGGCCAAGAAGACGGUGUCGUUUUCGCUGCCAAAGGAGGAGACUUUCAAGUUCCCUACCGAGCCCGUCAUCCGCCCGGACUCCCCGACUCUCGGCUUCGACGACGCCUACUUCUCUGCACCCAUUACGAAGCAGGAGCUUCCCGAGCUCCCCAGGGGCCCGGCCGUGGUCCACAUCAUCAGCGAGCCAGAGGAUGGGAGGGAGUUUGCGAGGAUAAUAGGCAGGCAGAAUGAGUACGAGGACGAUCAGGCCUUCUUCAUCGACCCCCUCGACGAGGACGACUAUGACAGGUCCACCGCCCGGUCUGUCUACCGAUACUGCGAGACACUUUCGGUCCUCCGGGCCCAAAUUGCGUCGCACAGCCACAACCUUGACGAGCUCAUGGGCAUGUCAUGCAAAGCCACCGAGGCGGCAUCGCCUGUUUCACCUGCCCUCUCCUGUGGCUCAUUAGACUCGGCGAGCGAAGAGAUGCUAGCAUUAGACCGCCAGGCACGCAUAGAACGACUUCGCCGCCAGGGAUGGCAGCGGAAGCGAUUCGAUGCCUCGAGAUACGAGAGGCUCUGCAACGACGUCCUCGCCGAGCUGUCAUGACCUGGAGCACCAACACCGUGGUCAUCCGACCUCGAGUCUCGACAUGACCUUCUUCCCUUUGUCCUCGAGCGAUUUGAUUUUUACCCAUCCACAUAAUCCAUCUAGACUAUUAACGCCGCAAUUGUAAUCAACACACGCAACGUCAUCACGCUCUAAUACCCGACACGUCUACCUCGCUCUCGCUACCAUUUACCGUUCCUACUUGUCAUUUUCCUACCAACCCUUGAGAUCUUGAUGCCAUCUCGCAAGCACAACAUCACCUGCAAAUUUUAUACCAUGUAUUCCACAACUCAUCGUAUCUCUUUGUUUUUUUCUUUGGCGCAGGGGGUCUCUUGCAUGAGGAUACCCGACUGCCGCUCAAUAUGAGCGAGCGCACACUAAAAAAAAAAAAAAAGGAGAGGUCACGAUGGCCUCGGGGAAGCC